Messenger RNA from Brassica napus (rape), 1404 nucleotides. Its product is annotated as glycine-rich RNA-binding protein 2, mitochondrial-like. Gene Ontology annotation, molecular function: RNA binding. The record is from RefSeq and is a predicted model, not a curated record. NCBI's taxonomy places the organism in Eukaryota, Viridiplantae, Streptophyta, Magnoliopsida, Brassicales, Brassicaceae. The transcript has 3 exons. The annotation marks the transcript as partial.
UUGAUUUUUUCAGGUCUCUCAUGGGGAACUGAUGACCAGUCCUUGAGGGAUGCUUUUGCAAACUUUGGUGAAGUGGUCGAUGCUAAAGUCAUUGUUGAUAGAGAAACAGGAAGGUCUAGGGGUUUUGGAUUUGUCAACUUUACUGAUGAGACCGCUGCUAAUACUGCCAUUUCAGAGAUGGAUGGAAAGGAUCUGAAUGGACGGAGCAUUCGGGUGAAUGUUGCUAACGAAAGACCAAGUACUCCCCGGUAUGGCGGAGGUGGUGGCUAUGGUGGAGGUAGCUAUGGAGCAGGUGGUGGUGAUGGUGGCGGUUACUAAACAGAGAGAGUUUCUUAUGAAAAGAUUUGAUGGUUUUUGUUUAGUUGGGUUUCUUUAAUUGAAUCUUGUGUUACAACUUGAACCUCGUUACCCAUUCCUUGAAGCUCCAAAUGUUACUUUCCUUAUUUGAAUUAUUAUUUCUUUUUCUGCUUAUUUCUGUAUAAGCCCAAGUAAUAAGAUUAUCUUUUUCUGAAUGGACGGAGCAUUAACUGAACAACAAGCAACAAGCUUUCUUUCUCUCUUCUCUGUUCUCUCUCUCUGGUUCUUUCACAGAGAAGAUGAGAAGCUUUUUUGUUUAGAUCUUUGGAUCUAAUCUUUUGCUUUGUAUUAUAUUUUCGAUCUCUAGGAUCGAUUUUAAUCUUCCACUUGUUGGAUCUUUUGUUCGCUUUGGCGAUUUGUUCUUUCGCGAUGGCGAUUUUGAAGUGAUUCUUCAGUUGAGUUUGAGCCGUUCUGAAUUCUCAUCCUCUCAAAUAUUGACUGAAGAAAAUAAAUAUCGAUUGUUCUUUGAUCGGGUUGUGUUUCCCUCUUUCGCGACUAAUUUAUAUCCCGUUUUGCUUGGAUUCGAAUCUCUACUCCUCUGAUAAUCCUCAAAAUCCUUUUCUACGGGUAUCAAUCUUUCUCUUUUGAAAGUUCAUUUGUAUAUGGUCUUGACUCUCGGAUGGAAAGGAGGAUGCAGAUGUGGAGUAUUCUUGAUUGAUGUAAGAGAGUUUUAAUAGAGUUGGCAUCACAGAUGGCCCAACAAAGAAUCUUCUCCCAAAUCGAUUAAGUGUUCCUUGAGUUUCACAUUCUGAGGAGCUUGAGUUUCUGAUUUGAAGCAGCGGUUGUUGGCGAAAGAUAGAGUUUAAUGGGUACAAGUUUGAAGAUUAGGGAGUUUUACAGGAAGGGAAGAGAAUCAGCAUCGGCGUCUGGUUGAUUGGAGUCACCGGAGGAGAUGAUCGGACCCGGCGAAGCUGAAUCGUCAAGUUGCAUGCUUCUCAAUUGACAUGUCUUAUUUCUUUUGUUGUUGAGUUUCCACAUGUAAUGUUAAGUAACACGUGUUCCCUAUUUUUUUGUACUCAACACUCUUGGGAAUAAAAUGACGGUUGA